Molecule: messenger RNA, 2598 nt
Organism: Kwoniella shivajii
Lineage: Eukaryota; Fungi; Basidiomycota; Tremellomycetes; Tremellales; Cryptococcaceae
Exons: 7
Coding region: 1-2598 (865 amino acids)
Source: RefSeq, a predicted model, not a curated record
AUGCCAGUGCCAAGUUUGACUUGGAUAGGAUACAACGCCGUCCGUCUCACAGCUGUGAUAUUUCUAGGCUGGGCUCUGGCUGCUCAGUUUAUAGCCAUUAGUGGUGAUAUAUCAGGUUAUUCUGAUGCUCUAUCUAUACAAGCCGCAGCGUCUUCUGACGGAACGACCACAUCGAGUAAAACCUCUCUCGUACCAGGCAUAACAUCUUCAAGUUCCAAGAACCCCUAUGCCGCUCCUUCUGUAAAGGCGACUUCAGCGACGACGUCUGCACCCAUAGGUGGAAGUACUGCCUCCCAUAAAAGGAGGGGAAUACCUGUCUUAGCUGAAGACGUGCAGUCAGUGAAGAGAGACUUGAAACCAAUACGUAAGAGGGAGAAUGAUGACGCGUUACAGGUUGGCGAAGGAAGCUGGGGAAUGUCUUCCAUCCCAAGACAGCCAGGAGGUCUAGUCUUUGCGAUCCUAUCACGUUUACUCAUUGCUUCAACGCUUGCGGCGCUCGUACUAGGUCAGCUCGCUUGGCCAGAGAUGUUCGUAUAUCAGAACUUGCCGUGGUUGGGACCACAGAGUACUCCGAUAUGGUUAGGCUUAGUGCAGGUUGUUGUGGCAAUCGAGAAUUUGCGAGUAUACGCAAAAGCGACAACGUUGUUGCCUUCAUGGGGAUUGCUCGCUAUAGGACUAACUAAUUUUACAAUUGGUGGUGUCCUCCUUUUCUUAGGACGCAAACUACCUAAACAUCCAGCACCACCAUUAUAUUUCAAUCUUUCCGUUCGACCUUUAUACUUUCUGCCUCCGCCAAAAUGCUACCAUGAGAUUCUUCAUCCGUCACAUUCAAAGCGUGAUCCCGAACAUGGUAUGAAGAAUUUACCUCCAUCCAAUUCUCACUCAAUAGGUCUGGAUGACGAAAAUGAAGAUCAUGAUUUUGAUGGUGACGGUGAUAAAUAUUCUAUACAUUCAGAAGACCAAUUACCUAUUCAAGCACAACAUCAAAAACCCAAACCUUCUUCUCAUCCUGGAUCUGAAGAGAACGUUGAGAAAUCAUACACAGACGUUAGAAAAGGUGGCUAUCCAACUUUUUCAGGUGGAGGAAUGACAGAUCCAAUGAGACAAGUUCCAACUGGUUUCAUUGAACGUACGAAAGAUGGUAGGAAGAUUGAGUUUAUUUCAGAAGAUGGGAAAUCUACUAAAGCACCUCAACCCCACAGAAGCAAUUCACCUCCUACGUCUUAUAAACAUCCUAAGAACGAAGUAAAGAUAGACAGAAAACAAUUACCACCUAGAGGUCAAUCUAGGACAAGAGCCUUGACAGCUGAUAUUCCUCCAAGUAGAUUUGAGGAAAGAGAUAAAACGCAAAGAGCGAGAGCUGAUAGUGUUGAUACUCUCACUUUGAUAGCAAGAGGUAAAACCCUCGAGGAAUCGGUUAUUUGUAACUCACGAGAAGCAAAUGAGAUGAGUAAUGGAAGAGAAGCUCAGAUGGGAAGAUCUAAGACUUUGUCCUCCAUGACAUUUGGUCCCGUGUCUUCUCACAGGACCCGAGAGUCUGAAAGACCAGUCCCCAAAAUUCCAUUGAGAGAAAAACCAGAAAGACAGUCCAGUGCUUCUACGAUAUCAGCGACUAGGGAGAUGGGUCCGAGAUUUCCUUUCCCACCUUCUAGGAAGGUUGUCUCGAUUGACGGUCACGCUACGGGUGAUGGCGCAACUUCACCAAACAAGAUAAGUGUAGCAAGGGGAUUAGUCAUGGAGCCUAAAGGGCCAAAACCUCCCUUGAGAUCGGGUUCGAAGAGGGACCAAGUGAGGAAAGCAGACUCCACGAACGCAUUAGGCGUUUCGCAAGAUAGAUCAAUGAUCAAGAAUGUUCAGCAAGAAGAUAGCAAUGAAAGUAAACAAGUCGAAUUUGACAGACCCGAAACAAAGAAAUCUAGCAGGAAGAUUCAUCCCAGUAAAGGGUACAAAAGUGGGGAUGUCAGAAAUGGCAAGUCUCCUUUAAUUCUUAGAUCUCCUGAGACCCCUGCUGCAGUGACUCCUCUUCGACGAUCAUCCUCGACUGAAUCACCUCGAAACAGAACAACUUCCAGUGCUUCGUCCACUUCACCCAAGCAUAAAUCAUCUCAGCGCCCUCGUAAGCGAUCUGCUACGUUAGCCGCUCCAGUUCCUCUUCAGCCAUCUCUUUCUCUGAAACGAUCCAGUUCCUCUAGAUCCACACGUGGGGCAAAAACCGCCCGAGGUGUAAGGUUCAACCUUUCUCCGGCAAGAGAGAGUGAUGAAGAUUCUCAAUGGUCAGAUUCUGAAGAAGGUGAAGUGAGAGAAUUAGCUCCUAAGGGACGUAUAAGUAUACUGAGUACUGCAGCGCAAGGGGUAAUGACUGUCGGAACGCCUCGUUCGACAAUGGAGAGACCAGAAAGCUUUAGCAUUGACGAUGUAUCACCGGACGACUUCAUUUACACUACCCACAGUGGUAGCGAGAGAAACACAGUCAAGAAUAGUCAUGAUCUCUCGACGGAAGACAUGAAAGACCUCACAGAUAGAGGGAAGAGGAGAGGCGAAACAGGGAUCUUGGGAGGAGGAUAUCUGAAUGGCGGCAAGGAAAAUGCUAAGAUAUGA